CUCACCUUCUUCAUAUCCACAACUCUCACUCACUCUAGUCACUUGUUAUGAAAAUGGCGUUCAAAGUGAAGCUCCCUUUUUUCUUUCUUUUCUCUCUCGUCCUUCUCUUUGCAACUCUUUCUUUUGCCAAAGAUGACCCACAGCUGAUGCAGUGCAAGCAGCAGUGCAAGGACCUGAAGCAAUCUGAUGAGAGACAGAAAUGCGAGCAGACAUGUCGGAGGCAGUGGAGGGAGAGGGAAGAAGGCGGUGGUGGCCGUGGCCGUGGCGAUGAUGAGUGGAAUCCGGAGAGACCGGAGGAGAGGCUGAGGGAAUGCGAGAGGAAGUGUGACCGGAGACUGGAGGGGCGGGAGAAAUCGCAGUGCCACCAACAAUGCGAAGAACAGUACAAGCGUGAGAAAGAAGGAAGAGGGAGGGGAGAGGGUAAUUAUGAAGGUAGUGAGAGAGAGGAAGAAGAGAGAGAACAAGGAGAGCGAAGAGGACAGAGAGGACACCCUUAUCUGUUCGAGGACCAGCAUUUCAUCACAGGAGCCAGGACCCAACAUGGCCGAAUUCGACUCCUUCCGAAAUUCACAGACAGAUCCGAACUCCUUCGCGGCAUCGUGAAUUAUCGACUGGCCAUUCUUGAAGCUGAUCCUCAGACCUUCAUAGUCCCGAACCACUGGGAUGCCGAAGCCGUUUUCUUUGUUGCAAGGGGAAGAGGAACUAUUAGUUUGGUGAGGCAGGACAAGAGGGACAGCUUUAAUCUUCGAUGUGGUGAUGUCUUGAGGAUUCCGGCGGGGACUACUAUUUACAUGAUCAACAGAGACAACAACCAGAAACUUGUCUUAAUCAAGCUCCUCAAGCCUGUAUCUGUUCCCGGAGAAUUUGAGGUAUUUGUCGGGGCAGGAGGCGAAAACCCGGAGUCCUUUUACAGGGCAUUCAGCAAUGAGAUACUAGAGACCGCUUUGAAUACGAGGAGAGAGAGGUUGCAGAGGCUGUUUGGACAGCAGAAACAGGGAGUGAUUGUGAAAGCGAAUGAGGAGCAAAUCAGGGCGUUGAGCCGCCACGAGGAAGGUGGAAUCUGGCCGUUUGGAGGUGAAUCAAGAGGCCCAAUCAACCUCUUCAACAAGCGUCCAACACAAUCCAAUCAAUAUGGACAACUCUAUGAAGUUGAUGCUAGAGAUUGUAGGCAUCUUGAAGAACUGGACGUUGCCGUUUCUUUUGCUAACAUCACCCAAGGGGCCAUGACAGCUCCAGUGUACUCCUCAAGGUCAACAAAGAUAACUACGGUGGUGGAAGGUGAGGGAUACAUUGAGAUGGCGUGUCCACACCUGUCCUCCUCCUCGGAGAGUCAACGCCGCCGUGAGGGAAGAGAAGGCUCACCACGGGAAAGAGAAGAAAGAGAAGGCUCACCGCGGCAACAAGGCGAGAGGGGCUCCCCAACUACUUACCAGAGGGUCCACGCCCCUCUAAGGCGUGGCUCCGUCUUCAUAGUCCCUCCCGGCCACCCGGUGGUUGCUGUUGCUUCCAAAAACCAGAAUCUACAGCUCGUUUGCUUUGAGAUCAAUGCACGUAACAACGAGAAAUUCCCUCUUGCAGGAAGGAGGAACAUAAUAAAUCAGAUGGAGAGAGAGGCAAAGGAGUUGGCAUUCAAUGUACCGGCAAGAGAGGUGGAAGCCAUCUUCAGGAACCAAAACGAAGAGUUCUUCUUCAGGGGACCUCACCAGCAGCAGGAGCAGGAGGGUCGGGCUGAUGCGUGAGAGCGUGCGUGCUGCCGCUGGAGUGGACCCAGCUGGUGUGGUUGCGCCUCUGUGAGCUAAGGGUAUAAAUAGCAGCCGCUACUACAACUGGGGUUUUGUGGUGGUUUUGACAUAAUAUGUAUACAUAUAUGUAUAUGAGUGGGUUAAGUGUGUACGUACUGUGUGUAUGUAUGAGUAAGCUGAAGGCGUUAACAUAAAUAAAAUGUUUCCCAGUUUCGAUGUC
Cornus florida is the source of this 1962-nucleotide messenger RNA. RefSeq names its product vicilin Cor a 11.0101. Lineage: Eukaryota; Viridiplantae; Streptophyta; Magnoliopsida; Cornales; Cornaceae. The record is from RefSeq and is a predicted model, not a curated record. The transcript is spliced from 6 exons. The coding region runs from base 48 to 1739 and encodes 563 amino acids.